UACUUUAUGUGAUUCUAUAAAGCAGAAAAAUCAAAACCUAUUACCUAUUCAUCCCGACAAAGAUGGAUAGUUCAGUUCACUGGUCAUAGCCUAAAGGAAAAGAAAAGAAGAUGAAACCUGGCUAGCUAAAACCGUCCAAAGAGAAUAAAUUAAAUUAAAGUAAGACUACUUAAAUCUACAUACUGCAUACAUAUUCUUCACAUCAACAUAUUUUUUUUCCCAUCAAAAUAGUUAAACAAUGGGGAGGGGGAGAGUGGAGCUCAAGAGGAUUGAGAACAAGAUAAAUCGGCAAGUGACAUUCGCCAAGAGAAGGAAUGGGCUGCUAAAGAAGGCGUAUGAGCUCUCAGUUCUCUGUGACGCUGAGGUUGCCCUCAUCAUCUUCUCCGGCGGUGCGAAGCUCUAUGAGUUUUGCAGCAGCUCUAGCAUGACUAAGACGCUUGAGAGGUAUCGAAGUUGCAGUUACGGGACACCACAGGCCGCAAGCCAACCCGCAGCGCAUCAGAGGAGCUACCAAGAAUAUAUUAUGCUAAAGGCUAAAGUUGAGGUGCUACAACGCACACAGAGAAAUCUUCUUGGGGAAGAUUUAGAGAAUUUGGGUAUAAAAGAGCUCGAUCGGCAUGAGCAUCAGCUGGACGCAUCAUUGAAGCAAAUAAGAUCAAGAAAGUUGCAGUUCAUGCUCGAUCAGAUUUUUGACCUUCAAAAGAAGGAAACCAUGCUGCUGGAAACCAACAAAGCCUUGAGGAGGAAGUUGGAGGAAAGUAAUGCAGCCCUUCAAUCAUCAUGGGAAGCUAGGGAACAAAUAACUAUGCAAUAUAGUGGCCAUCCAAGACAAGCUCAGGAAGUUUUCCAGCCUGCUUUACAAUGUUGUACAUUGCAGCUGUGUUACAAUGUCGAUCCUUUGGUGACAAAUCAGGAAAAUGCUGCAACUCAUGAUUAUCAAUAACCAGGUUCAUGCACGCAAGUAAUCAUCCCUAUAUAGCUGACUGAUCAAAGAUAUUGAGAUCAGUUGGCAUUCAAUCUAUUCAGAUGUA
This is a messenger RNA of Juglans microcarpa x Juglans regia, 1031 nucleotides long. Its product is annotated as agamous-like MADS-box protein MADS2. Gene Ontology annotation, biological process: positive regulation of transcription by RNA polymerase II. Gene Ontology annotation, molecular function: RNA polymerase II cis-regulatory region sequence-specific DNA binding; DNA-binding transcription factor activity, RNA polymerase II-specific; protein dimerization activity. The coding region runs from base 239 to 943 and encodes 234 amino acids. Gene Ontology annotation, cellular component: nucleus. The record is from RefSeq and is a predicted model, not a curated record. NCBI's taxonomy places the organism in Eukaryota, Viridiplantae, Streptophyta, Magnoliopsida, Fagales, Juglandaceae. The transcript has 9 exons.